This is a messenger RNA of Gorilla gorilla gorilla (western lowland gorilla), 2163 nucleotides long. It is a transcript of the gene DYRK3, whose product is annotated as dual specificity tyrosine phosphorylation regulated kinase 3. The record is from RefSeq and is a predicted model, not a curated record. The transcript has 3 exons. Lineage: Eukaryota; Metazoa; Chordata; Mammalia; Primates; Hominidae. Gene Ontology annotation, molecular function: protein serine/threonine/tyrosine kinase activity; ATP binding; protein serine/threonine kinase activity. Bases 169 to 1935 code for a protein of 588 amino acids. Gene Ontology annotation, cellular component: nucleus; cytoskeleton; cytoplasm. Gene Ontology annotation, biological process: peptidyl-threonine phosphorylation; positive regulation of cell cycle G2/M phase transition; cytoplasmic stress granule disassembly.
ACUUCCCAGCUGGGGCCAGUCGGGAGCGAAAGUACGCUGAGCUGCAGUGUCUGGUCGAGAGUACCCGUGGGAGCGUCGCGCCGCGGAGGCAGCCGUCCCGGCGUAGGUGGCGUGGCCGGCCGGACCCCCAACUGGCGACUCUCCCCGCGCGGGGUCCCGAGCUAGCAGAUGGGAGGCACAGCUCGUGGGCCUGGGCGGAAGGAUGCGGGGCCGCCUGGGGCCGGGCUCCCGCCCCAGCAGCGGAGGUUGGGGGAUGGUGUCUAUGACACCUUCAUGAUGAUAGAUGAAACCAAAUGUCCCCCCUGUUCAAAUGUACUCUGCAAUCCUUCUGAACCACCUCCACCCAGAAGACUAAAUAUGACCACUGAGCAGUUUACAAGAGAUCAUACUCAGCACUUUUUGGAUGGAGGUGAGAUGAAGGUAGAACAGCUGUUUCAAGAAUUUGGCAACAGAAAAUCCAAUACUAUUCAGUCAGAUGGCAUCAGUGACUCUGAUAAAUGCUCUCCUACUGUUUCUCAGGGUAAAAGUUCAGAUUGCUUGAAUACAGUAAAAUCCAACAGUUCAUCCAAGGCACCCAAAGUGGUGCCUCUGACUCCAGAACAAGCCCUGAAGCAAUAUAAACACCACCUCACUGCCUACGAGAAACUGGAAAUAAUUAAUUAUCCAGAAAUUUACUUUGUAGGUCCAAAUGCCAAGAAAAGACAUGGAGUUAUUGGUGGUCCCAAUAAUGGAGGGUAUGAUGAUGCAGAUGGGGCCUAUAUUCAUGUACCUCGAGACCAUCUAGCUUAUCGAUAUGAGGUGCUGAAAAUUAUUGGCAAGGGGAGUUUUGGGCAGGUGGCCAGGGUCUAUGAUCACAAACUUCGACAGUACGUGGCCCUAAAAAUGGUGCGCAAUGAGAAGCGCUUUCAUCGUCAAGCAGCUGAGGAGAUCCGGAUUUUGGAGCAUCUUAAGAAACAGGAUAAAACUGGUAGUAUGAACGUUAUCCACAUGCUGGAAAGUUUCACAUUCCGGAACCAUGUUUGCAUGGCCUUUGAAUUGCUGAGCAUAGACCUUUAUGAGCUGAUUAAAAAAAAUAAGUUUCAGGGUUUUAGCGUCCAGUUGGUACGCAAGUUUGCCCAGUCCAUCUUGCAAUCUUUGGAUGCCCUCCACAAAAAUAAGAUUAUUCACUGCGAUCUGAAGCCAGAAAACAUUCUCCUGAAACACCACGGGCGCAGUUCAACCAAGGUCAUUGACUUUGGGUCCAGCUGUUUCGAGUACCAGAAGCUCUACACAUAUAUCCAGUCUCGGUUCUACAGAGCUCCAGAAAUCAUCUUAGGAAGCCGCUACAGCACACCAAUUGACAUAUGGAGUUUUGGCUGCAUCCUUGCAGAACUUUUAACAGGACAGCCUCUCUUCCCUGGAGAGGAUGAAGGAGACCAGUUGGCCUGCAUGAUGGAGCUUCUAGGGAUGCCACCACCAAAACUUCUGGAGCAAUCCAAACGUGCCAAGUACUUUAUUAAUUCCAAGGGCAUACCCCGCUACUGCUCUGUGACUACCCAGGCAGAUGGGAGGGUUGUGCUUGUGGGGGGUCGCUCACGUAGGGGUAAAAAGCGGGGUCCCCCAGGCAGCAAAGACUGGGGGACAGCACUGAAAGGGUGUGAUGACUACUUGUUUAUAGAGUUCUUGAAAAGGUGUCUUCACUGGGACCCCUCUGCCCGCUUGACCCCAGCUCAAGCAUUAAGACACCCUUGGAUUAGCAAGUCUGUCCCCAGACCUCUCACCACCAUAGACAAGGUGUCAGGGAAACGGGUAGUUAAUCCUGCAAGCGCUUUCCAGGGAUUGGGUUCUAAGCUGCCUCCAGUUGUUGGAAUAGCCAAUAAGCUUAAAGCUAACUUAAUGUCAGAAACCAAUGGUAGUAUACCCCUAUGCAGUGUAUUGCCAAAACUGAUUAGCUAGUGGACAGAGAUAUGCCCAGAGAUGCACAUGUGUAUAUUUUUAUGAUCUUACAAACCUGCAAAUGGAAAAAAUGCAAGCCCGUUGGUGGAUGUUUUUGUUAGACUAGACUUUUUUUAAACAAGACAAAACAUUUUUAUAUGACUAUAAAAGAAUUCUUCAAGGGCUAAUUACCUAACCAGCUUGUAUUGGCCAUCUAGAAUAUGCAUUAAAUGACUUUUUAUAGGUCAA